Penicillium bovifimosum is the source of this 1722-nucleotide messenger RNA. RefSeq names its product putative acid phosphatase. The record is from RefSeq and is a predicted model, not a curated record. Gene Ontology annotation, biological process: dephosphorylation. Bases 1 to 1722 code for a protein of 573 amino acids. Gene Ontology annotation, molecular function: phosphatase activity. The transcript is spliced from 7 exons. Lineage: Eukaryota; Fungi; Ascomycota; Eurotiomycetes; Eurotiales; Aspergillaceae.
AUGUACGCAGUAGUAACAGUAACAGUUAACGCACCGAAAGAGCCUGGCCGUCUAGACUCUACCCCAACAAAUGACCCAUCCCCUCACCGCCCCGAUGAGUCGUAUCUAUUCCCCGACCCCAUUUCACCAGUUUAUAGAUUCUUGGAUACCUCUUGUCCGGUCUGCAAGAUGUCCACUCUCAUUCCCCGAGAUCCCUAUACCCAGGAUGAGCUUGCUCGCCUGUAUCCACCGGGCUUGAAGCUCCAGCUGGUCCAAGUGUUCCUUCGCCAUGGUGAACGCACACCUGUCUCAUCGCGAUUCGAAAAUACAGGCCUAAGUCCAUACUGGCCAUAUUGCGGCGUCGCAAAACGGAUGGUGCAGAUGGCGUCCAGCAGCAAAGACCUUUCGACAUGGAACGGAUUCGAAUGGCGUCGGAAGAUGGAAUCCUUUGGCACAAAUGACCAGGCAGUUGUAGCCAGCGGACCGGGAGGAUUAGUCGACUCGAUGUGCUUGCAUGGUGAGCUCACGGAUAAGGGCCGUGAAACGACAUAUGCGCUCGGACAACGGCUGCGCCAUCUCUAUGUCGAUCAGCUCGGGUUUAUGCCCCAGAUCAAGGCCGAUGCCGAAGACAUGUACCUGCGCGCCACGCCGAUCCCUCGUGCUUUACAGUCGCUUCAGCAGGCCUUCUGGGGCAUGUACCCGCCUAGCGCGCGGACGGCCGACUUCCCGCCGCCGGUGAUUGUGGCUCGUCAGGUCAAUGAGGAGACACUGUUCCCCAAUGAGUCGAAUUGUAGACGGUUCCGACAGCUGGCACGGCUUUUCGCCGACCGCGCAGCUACACGAUGGAAUGACUCGGAACAAAUGGCGUAUCUGAACAGCCUCUGGUCAAAGCAUAUGCCUGAAGAAUCGCCCAAGGUUGCUGUCGAUGCUCACCCUCGUCUGUCUGGAAUCAUGGACACCAUCAACGCAACUGAUGCCCAUGGCCCAGCUACUAAGCUUCCAGCUGAGUUCUACGACAAGAAGGGUCGCGCUGUUUUGGACCGGAUCGCGGUCGAGGAGUGGUUUGCCGGUUACGGCGAGAGUAGCGAGUACCGCAAGCUGGGCAUUGGUGCUCUCAUGGGCGAUGUGGUUGAUCGCAUGGUCAGCACCGCUGUUGGAGGUGGCUGGCGCAGUGAGACUGCUGCCUCUGGGUCAAAUAAUCCCGAGACUGGCAAGGCUAUCAAGUUCGCCAUGAGCGGUUGCCAUGACACCACCCUUGCCGCGAUUCUGUCCAGUGUCGGUGGUUUCCAGGACGAGUCAUGGCCUCCCUUCACUUCCUCUGUUGCAAUUGAGCUCUUCUCCCAGGCGCCCCGCACGGCCAUGCUCAAAGAGUUCUCGAAGCCUUCCGUCGAAGCCAAGAAGCCUGGCGUUCUCGCUAAGCUGUUCGGUCAAUCCGCACCGAACGAGACCACCACGUCCGAGACCGCACGCAGACCUCUUGCAUCCUUCCCCGAGGGCGCUCGUAAGUCUCUUCAGAAGCACUAUGUCCGUAUUCGCUACAACGACCGACCUGUCCGUAUCCCCGGCUGUGCCGCCAAACCCGAGAACCACCUGCCCGGCGAUGAGACCUUCUGCACCUUGGAUGCGUUCAAGGAGAUUGUUGAUAAGUUCACGCCCCAGGACUGGCAGACCGAAUGCACUGCCAACCUUGGUGCAGGGCUCCACGGCCCGGACGAUCAGGCAAAGUCACCGGCUGGCUUCUAG